AUGCGGAAGAAAGAUUUUCCGCAACAUGACUGCAGAGAUAGUACUAAAUUUGUUGCUGGAGAUAGUUUUGUUAAUGGAGGGUUCAGAAAUUGGAAUAUGAAAGCGAGAUUUCGUAAGCAUGCUGGUGAGCUUAUUGGUUCUUGUGCUCGUGAAACAACAAAAUUUGUCAUAGAGGAACUUCAUGAUGAGUGUUUCGCAAUUCUUGCUGAUGAAUCUAGUGAUGUAUACCAACAAGAACAAUUAGCUCUUUGCUUGCGAUUUGUCAAUAAAAUAGGGGAGCCGGUUGAAAGGUUUCUUGGUCUUGCUCAAGUUGCGGAUACUACAUCAUUAACUCUUAAAGAAGCAAUUCAGACCUUGCUUAUGAAGUAUCAAUUGCCGAUAUCCAAGCUACGUGGGCAAGGGUAUGACAGUGCUAGUAACAUGAAGGGUCAUGUUAAUGGUUUGAAGAAACUAAUUAUGGAAGAUUCUCCUUCUGCUUAUUAUGUUCAUUGCUUGGCCUAUCAGCUUCAACUAACCCUUGUAGCUGUUGCUAAGGAGAAUAUUGAUUGCAAAUGGUUCUUUGGGCACCUUGUAGAUUUGUUGAAUGUUCUUGGGAUGUCAUGUAAAAAGAUCUGCAUGCUUCACGUAGCUCAGGCUGAGUAUAUGAUUGAAGCAUUGAAGCAAGGUGAAAUUGAAGCUGGCCAAGGUUUGAAUCAAGAGAUGGGCCUAGCAAGGCCCGGUGAUACACGCUGGCGAUCUCACUACAAAACGGUAAUGCAUGUUAUGUCUUUGUAUCCUUCAAUCAUGAAAGUUCUCUUUAGGCUCGGGAAAGAAAGUAAUUCGGCAGAGGCUUUAGGAGCUCAAACAAUGUUGGAAGUAUUUAAAUCAUUUUUGUUUGUUUUCAUGCUGCACUUGAUGAAUGAAAUAUUUGGGUACACAAGUGACUUAAGCAACGCUUUGCAAAAGAGCGAUCAAGAUAUUGUGAAUGCAGUUGAUCUUCUUGAGUUCACAAAGGUACAACUGCAAGUUCUAAGAGAAGAUGAUGGAUGGAAUGAAUUCCUUGAGAAGUCACUUCUUUUUGUGUGA
This is a messenger RNA of Aegilops tauschii subsp. strangulata, 1065 nucleotides long. The record is from RefSeq and is a predicted model, not a curated record. NCBI's taxonomy places the organism in Eukaryota, Viridiplantae, Streptophyta, Magnoliopsida, Poales, Poaceae.